Tilletiopsis washingtonensis is the source of this 1490-nucleotide messenger RNA. RefSeq lists its product as hypothetical. Bases 39 to 1418 code for a protein of 459 amino acids. Lineage: Eukaryota; Fungi; Basidiomycota; Exobasidiomycetes; Entylomatales. The transcript has 2 exons. The record is from RefSeq and is a predicted model, not a curated record.
AGCUCUCGAACAUCUCGGAGCGGCCCUCUGCCGAAUGCAUGGCCAGCGGCUCGGUCCAGCCGCCCGCACAGGCUCUGCUGCCGCAAGAAGCGCCCGGCCAGCUGCGUCCGGCACCUCGACUCUCGUCGAAGCGAUCGCGUGGCCAGAUUGCUGCGAGCGCGGCGCCAGACGGCGAUCAAGCAGUCGCGUCGGCGCAGCCAGUCAGCGGCGCGAACGGCGAGGCUCAUGCCGUGUCCGCUCCUGCCACGGACGCUGCGUACAAUGUGAGCUCCACGGAUUCGCUCGGCCGCCCGCGCUCUGCAAACACCUUCGCCGGCGGCAACGGCAAUGGUCGCCUGGGCGGGGUGGCUGGGAGCGAUAAGGCCAUGGACCGCACGGCGACGCAGUCCUCGGGCAGUCCGUCGCGCGAGUCGAAGUCGCCGACGACGGUGGAGAGCGCCGGCUCGAACGAGCACCUCAGCUUCGCGUCCCAGAGCCGGCGCCUGUCGCUCGUCGAGGUGCUCGCCGCGGACCCGCCCAUCGGCUGGGAUGCCGCCGAGCAGGCGCGCCGAGAGCAGCAGCGCGCCGGCUUCUUCGCCGCCAGGCAGGCGGGCAGCAACAUCGCUGUGACGCAAAGCAAAGCGGUCAAGGUUGUGUCUCCGCUGCGCAGCCCGGUCACGUCGCUCGAUGCUGCUGCUGGCGCCGGUGGUCUUCGCGGCGAAGGCAAGGCGGACUCGCACGGCGCGACGGAGAACGGGAUGGGCCUCAACAGCACCGCUGUCAUCGCAGGCGCCGAAGCUGCAGUAGCAGCUGGAAGCUCUUCGGCACAGCUCACGGGCCUGGUUCAGGACACCAGCGAGCCGGCACGCCCGUGCGCUCGUGCGGCCGCCGAGCGCUUCGACUCUGCCGCGACGACGACCCCGAGCGCGCCUCUGCCUCGGCCCAGCACGGAGAGACGCGAGACGGCCCCUGAAAAUGGCGCAUCUGCGCCAGCGCUCAACGGCGCUGAGGAGCACACCGAGGCCGUACUGUCUGACGAGGACGGCCGCGCUGCACGCCGGCGCUCCAUGCCCGUGCCCGCGCCGGACUUCGACGCAAGCCCCGCGGACUCCAGCACCAGCGCCAGCGCCAUCGGCACCGUCACGGAGGCGGAGCUGUGGCGCUCGCGCCGCGACGUGGCCGCUGCGCAGAAGCAGGCUGCCACGCUCGAGCAGCAGCGCCGCGGCCUCGAGGAGCUCUGGCGCGCCCGCCAGAUGAACACGGUGCAGCGCGAGCGCCGCGAGUACGAGCGCAAGAUCCGGCAGCGCGAGCAGGAGAUCCUGCGCCUGCAGGAGCUGCUCGCCGUGGCGCCGCCCGACGAUGCGUCCAUCGACCAGAACGGCGACGCGCGCUCCGAGCUGCACGUGCACACCAACGGCGCCUCGCACUCGGACCUUUAGUCUGGCGCAGCGUCCGGCGCAGCGUCCGGCGCAGCUUCCGCACAGCGCAGGAUACCCUCCUCUACCUAUGUA